Molecule: messenger RNA, 588 nt
Organism: Phalacrocorax carbo (great cormorant)
Lineage: Eukaryota; Metazoa; Chordata; Aves; Suliformes; Phalacrocoracidae
Source: RefSeq, a predicted model, not a curated record
AUGGCUGCGCACAACCCUCUGCGCCCCAACCUUCGCUGGGGCUUGGUGGCAUUCAGCAGCUCCCUCUUCAUCAACAACAAGACACAGGACAGCGGCGCUGCCCACACCUACCACCCAGCCCACGAGGUCCUGGCCAGCCUGCCCCUCCAGAUGAUGCUCUACUUCAACGUCUACUACUUCCCAGUCUGGUGCCUGGCUGAGGGGAUGAUGCUGCAGCUGAAGUACCACCUGCUGCCUCAGCACUACCAGUUCCUGCUGGUCACUGCCUUCCUCAUCCUCUCGCUGGCUGAGGGCUCCCGUCUCUACCUGGGCUACAUGGGGAACCUGCAGGAGAAGGUGCCUGAGCUGGCCGGCUUCCUCCUCCUCUCCUUCCUGAUCCAGCUCCCCCUCCUGCUUUUCCUGCUGACGGACAGCCACAUCAUCCGCCUGCCGCUGGAGGUGGCCGUGCACAGCCUUCUCUUGGCCUUCCUCGUUGCCGAGAUUGCAGCUGCCUUCCUUGCACUGAAGACGAUGACGAAGCAGCUCAUGGCACAGUUCUACCUGUGGCAGUUCAAGGAGGGUGGCAGGGGACAUCAGCGAGGCAGCUGA